Messenger RNA from Metarhizium brunneum ARSEF 3297, 1620 nucleotides. RefSeq names its product Nucleoporin GLE1 (gene GLE1). The record is from RefSeq and is a predicted model, not a curated record. Lineage: Eukaryota; Fungi; Ascomycota; Sordariomycetes; Hypocreales; Clavicipitaceae. Gene Ontology annotation, cellular component: nuclear pore; nuclear pore cytoplasmic filaments; cytoplasm. Gene Ontology annotation, molecular function: inositol hexakisphosphate binding; translation initiation factor binding; phospholipid binding. Gene Ontology annotation, biological process: poly(A)+ mRNA export from nucleus.
AUGGCAAACUCCUCUCCGCUGAGGAGGAGUCAAUUGCUAUCGAGUCCAGACCGACCGUAUCUGUCCAACUUUCUCCUAGAUAGCAGAAACAACGAAUUGAGCCAUCGCGAUGCGCUCGCAGCGGCUCAAGCCGAGCACGAUCGGGUCAGGGAAGCCGCUAUCAGAGUAUACGAAUUGCACGAACUUAAAGAAGAGCACAACCGUAUACUGGAACAAGGACGCAGGGAGCAAGAGAGACUAAAGGCCGAGGCUGCGAUCGCCGCAGAAGAGAAGAGACUGCAAGAACUCAAAGCGAAAUCAAUCCCCAAGCCGCCGCCCCCGCCGCCUGAGCCAGCCAAGCCGGUCGAGAAGCCGGCUGGUGAGAAGAAGCCAGUAUCCGUUGUAUCCGAACCCCGAGAGGUGAAGGGAUCCGAGCCGCUGGCACAAACGCAAGCGAAAACCCAGCCUUCAGCACCAGCGCCGCAGCAAAAUGGCUUGUUCUCCAACUUGGGCAAACCCGUACCAAGCAGUCCUUUCGCGGCUGCUGGCCAGCAAACCAAAUCUCAACAGCCAUCUGUUUUGGACCAGAACAGAACAUCGCCGCCGGAAGCGAAAACGUCUCAAUCACAACAGCCCGUUGCACCGAGUCAGACACCGCAGUUGCCAAAGUCGUCUGUUGAUCCCCUCUCGGAUCAAUAUAUUCGAAUUCACCAGGCCCUGAAACAACUGCGGAAGGACAUUGUGGCAGCGUCAAAGGUGGCAGGAUCACCACUCAAAGGAAAAGUUGGCACUAUCCGCCGAGAGAUUCGCGUGUCUAUUGGACAGCUGACUGGCGGAAAGGGGGCCAACGUAUCAUCGACAACUAAAAUCAUGUCUCUCUUGAGACAAUCAUUAGACGGUCAACUACCCAGCCCCCCAGUCGUUGUUGGUCAAUUUGUAGCUAUUCCGCGGGAGCCCUCAACGCAGGACAUCCCAAACAACGGCGCAGAACUUCCCUCACUAUUCAUUUACCUUAUGAAUAUCUGCGCCAAGGGCAUUAUUAGCCAGUUUAUCAACGAAGGCGGAGCAAAUCCCAAAGCCGCUGAUCCCAUCGGCGUAUUCACCGCCCAAGUUUUCUCUCACAAGGACUUUUCAUGGCGAGGCCAGUCCUUGAUUGAUAUCCUCGUGGCUAAAUUCAGAGUCGUGUGCCCCGUUCUAUUUGGAUCAAGAGGCAACGAGAAAACAGAAAAGGGUAGACAGGCACUGGGAUGGAAGAAAGAUGGCCCUUCAUGGAUCCCAGAGCAAGCCCAUAACAAUAGGAUGGCCGGUCUCGGUGCCGGCUUUGCAUCUAUUUCUCUUCGCGACUUUAGCAAGGCUUCCAAGACGAACCCCUACCCCCCGACCCACUACUGGAAGGCGUUUGCCAGUAUUGUCAACUGCCCGACCGCCCAAAUCUCCAAUACGCAACUCGUCGUUCUGCGGUCCAUGAUUGACGGCCAUGAAUCCCGAUUCAUAAACUUUUAUGGAAACGCCGCCAUAGCUGCAUUGCAGUUAGCGUUGGUAGAGUUUCCCAAGCGAGCGCCUGCAAAUUCGCCUGCGGCGGGUUCCUUGCGUGCGUUGGCGGACAUCCUCCGCUCAGAUAGUGGAUUGGCGUUGGCAUAG